This is a messenger RNA of Suillus paluster, 1219 nucleotides long. Its product is annotated as NADP-dependent oxidoreductase domain-containing protein. The coding region runs from base 59 to 1219 and encodes 386 amino acids. The transcript is spliced from 6 exons. NCBI's taxonomy places the organism in Eukaryota, Fungi, Basidiomycota, Agaricomycetes, Boletales, Suillaceae. The record is from RefSeq and is a predicted model, not a curated record.
CAGUCUUCAGGCAAACUGCAGUUUAACACUAUCAGAAUUCUCACUCAACUCUAUAAUCAUGUCUAGGAGCACGUUCUGGACUCCCUUGCCAAAGCCAUCUUCUAGGCUAGCGCGGUAUCGCGUGUUGUCUCCUAAUGCUGGUAUCCAUGUCUCACCCUUGCAGCUUGGUGCUAUGAGCAUUGGUGACAAGUGGGAGGAAUUCGGUAUGGGUAGUAUGGACAAGACAUCCUCUUACAAGCUCCUCGACGCGUUCUACGAGGCCGGGGGAAAUUUCAUCGACACCGCUAACCAUUACCAAGAUGAAAGCUCUGAAGAAAUCAUCGGGGAGUGGGCAGAACAACGGGGCAUUCGCGAUCAACUUGUGAUCGCUACAAAGUACACGAACAAUUAUAAGCGCGGCAACGACGCCAUUCGCCAGAAGGGAGCGUAUACCGGUAACAACAUCAAGUCAAUGCAUAUCAGUGUCGAAGCCAGCUUGAAGAAGCUGAGGACUUCCUACAUCGACAUUCUGUACGUGCACUGGUGGGACUGGGACACCUCGGUCGAAGAGGUCAUGAACGGUCUGCAUGUGCUUGUGCAACAAGGCAAAGUGUUGUAUCUUGGCAUCUCGGACACUCCUGCUUGGGUUGUGUCCAAAGCGAACCAGUAUGCUCGGGAUCGUGGAAAAUCACCGUUUGUGAUCUACCAGGGUGCUUGGAACGUCAUGAGUCGGGAUUUUGAACGAGAUAUCAUACCGAUGGCCCGCUCUGAAGGUCUUGCGCUUGCGCCCUGGAACGUCCUUGCCGGCGGGAAACUUCGAACUGACGAGGAAGAGGAGCGCCGCCGGCAGACAGGAGAGAAAGGCCGCAUGAUCACCAAUCCCAACUGGGAACGCAACUCGACAGAAAGGGCCAUGAGCGGAGCGCUGGAGAAGGUCGCCAAAGAAGUCGGUGCGAAGCACAUCACAGCGGUGGCCAUUGCAUAUCUUAUGCAGAAGACGCCCUAUGUGUUCCCGAUUAUUGGUGGGCGAAAAGUGGAGCAGUUGGAGGCCAACCUAGAAUCGCUGGCGAUCUCGCUAACACCUGAACAGAUGGAGUAUUUGGAGAGCAUCGUUCCUUUCGACCCGGGCUUCCCCUCCACACUGAUUGGUAAUGGCAAGCAAUACAGCUUUCUUUUACUGCAUACUGCAUAUCUGGAAAAGCAGCCGCAGGAGAAGCCCAUAGUUCCAGACGCUAAUUAG